UCAAGCAAGUCAUGGAAAGGUUCCCCAGUUCUUUCGUCAUUGAAUGCCAAUCAGGUUUUAGACGUGAUGUUGAAAUCCAGAGCAGAUGCUACAGCAAAAUCCUAUAUGCGAGUUAUUAAGAAGUUUUUGGAUUGGUGUAAAAGCAAGCAAAUAAGCUUUGAGCUACCUUUUCCUUUAGGUGUCGUAUCUCUUUAUUUGUUCGAAGUCCAACAGUCUUGUAGUUCCAGUUCUUCUGUAAUUUUGACCCAUGCCGCCCUUAAAUGGCUACAUUCAUUUGUUCCUAGUCUUGAUUGUAACCCAUUGGAUAGCGAUUUUUGCAGAAAUAUUAUCGAAUCUGCCAAACGCCAGAGGUCACAACCGAUUAUGAAAAAGAAACCCAUUACCACAGAAAUCAUUAGGAACAUAUUGGACGUUCAUAACAAGGAAGAUUCUAAUCUGAAGGAUCUUCGUAUUGCCGCAUUAUGCUCAUUAGCUUUCGCAGGUUUUCUUCGGUAUGACGAUUUAUGUAAUAUCGUUCCGAAGCAUAUUGAGUUUCAUAAUGAUUAUAUAAGGAUUUUCUUGCCUCGAAGCAAAACCGAUAUUUAUAGGGAAGGGAAUUAUGUCUAUAUUAGCGCUUCCACAUCUAAGUUCUGUCCUGUCGGUGUCUUAAGAAGGUAUUUGAACCUUUCUGGGAUUGACAGCAAUAGUAAUCUUCCUCUAUUUAGACCUCUAACUUUU
Pocillopora meandrina is the source of this 717-nucleotide messenger RNA. Lineage: Eukaryota; Metazoa; Cnidaria; Anthozoa; Scleractinia; Pocilloporidae. The record is from the annotation of a GenBank genome assembly.